AUGCAACGGAAGAGCUGGUCGCUUGCCGAUUACAAUAUUAUUCGAAAGAUGUACACCGGUUAUGCGUCCACCGUGUACCAGGUGCGCUUAGCCAAGUCUCUGGAGGUGGUCGCACUCAAGGUGUACCACAUGCAGAACCUGUGUGAGUUGAACCACUACCAGGUCUUCCGGGAGAUCCGGGUCCACAGCAGCCUGCAGCACCAGAAUAUCAUCCACUUGUAUGCGGCAUUCCAGGAGGCCACCGAUGUGGUGUUAGUCCAGGAGUACGCGGAGGGUGGGGACCUGUACCGGCUGCUCCACAAGAACGGCGGCCGCCUUUCGGAACGCCAGGCGGUGGAGAUGGUGCUGCACCCCUUCCUGCUCGCCCUGCACUACCUGCACACGCGGGGCAUUAUGCACAGGGACAUCAAACCGGAGAACGUCCUCUUCACGGAGCACCGGGUGCUGAAACUGGCGGACUUUGGACUGGCCAUUGACCUGAACGAGGAGCGGGCGGUCACACGUGCAGGGACACUCGACUACAUGGCGCCGGAGGUGCUUCGGUGUCCACCCAAGAACCUGCCGCAGGAGAAUAAGAACAACCCCUACCUCCACUACAACAACUCGGUGGACGCGUGGGCCGUCGGCGUGUUUGCGUACGAGCUCAUUGUAGGCUUCCCGCCGUUUGCGGGCGAAACUCAACUGGAUAGCGUAGACCGCAUCAUGCAUUCCGUACCCGAAUUCCCCGCCAAGAUCUCGGAGUUUGCGAAGGACUUCAUCUGCCAGUGUCUGCGCAAGCACCCGGGCGACCGGCCCACUGUCAUGGAGCUUCUGCACCACCCCUGGGUGCGGACCUAUCAGGUAGGGAAGGAGGAGAGCAAAACACACACACACAUACACACACACACACACUCUCACACACACACACACACACAGACGACCCAGAUGCGAUCGGUUGUCGGGUCGGGAAGCAACAGGCGGGUUAGGUGGAAAGGAUAA
Molecule: messenger RNA, 978 nt
Organism: Volvox carteri f. nagariensis
Lineage: Eukaryota; Viridiplantae; Chlorophyta; Chlorophyceae; Chlamydomonadales; Volvocaceae
Exons: 6
Coding region: 1-978 (325 amino acids)
Biological process (GO): protein phosphorylation; mitotic spindle organization; regulation of cytokinesis
Cellular component (GO): chromosome passenger complex; spindle microtubule; spindle midzone
Molecular function (GO): protein kinase activity; ATP binding
Source: RefSeq, a predicted model, not a curated record